AUGUCUUCACAAGAAAGGAGUAAAAUUUUGCUGAAUAUAGCCGAUGCUUUGGAGGCAAGUGAAAAGCUGAUAAUUGCUGAAAAUGAAGCUGAUAUUGCUGAGGCACAGCAGGCGGGAUAUGAGAAGUCUUUAGUUUCUAGGCUGGCCUUGAAGCCUGGUAAGGUUUCAAGCCUUGCAAAGUCUAUUCGCAUUCUUGCAGAUAUGGAGGAGCCAACUGGGCAAGUUUUGAAGAGAACAGAGCUUUCACAAGGAUUUAUCUUGGAGAAAAUGUCUUCUCCUUUGGGUGUUCUUUUGAUUAUUUUUGAAUCUCGGCCUGAUGCACUAGUACAGAUAGCUGCAUUAGCAAUUAGAAGUGGAAAUGGGCUCCUAUUGAAAGGGGGCAAGGAAGCCAAGCGAUCAAAUGCAAUCUUGCAUAAGGUAAUUACUUCAGCUAUCCCAGAAAAUGUUGGUGAAGGACUUGUUGGACUGGUGGCCUCUAGAGAAGAUAUUCCUGAAUUGCUCAAGCUGGAUGAUGUAAUCGAUCUUGUAAUUCCUAGAGGAGGAAAUAAACUUGUUUCUCAAAUCAAGGCUUCAACUAAGAUUCCGGUUCUUGGUCACUCUGAUGGAAUUUGUCAUGUCUAUGUAGAUAAGUCUGCUGAUAUGGUUAAGGCAAAGCAAAUUGUUUUGGACUCAAAAACAGAUUAUCCUGCAGCCUGCAAUGCAAUGGAAACACUUCUCGUACACACGGAGUUGGUAAAUACUGGUGGCCUUAAUGAACUUAUUGUGGAACUUCAAAUCAAAGGGGUUACAAUAUAUGGUGGAUCUCGAGCGAGCUCUUUGCUGAAUCUUCCAGAGGCAUCUUCAUUUCACCAUGAAUACAGUUCUCUGGCUUGCACUAUUGAAGUUGUGGAUGAUGUGUAUGCUGCCAUUGAUCAUAUACAUCAUGGGCAUACUGAUUGCAUCAUUACUGAGGACCAUGACAUUGCAGAAAUGUUUUUACAUCAAGUCGACAGUGCUGCUGUUUUUCACAAUGCAAGUACAAGAUUUUGUGAUGGCUUUCGUUUUGGACUAGGGGCGGAGGUUGGCAUCAGUACAAGUCGAAUUCAUGCUCGUGGACCAGUAGGUGUAGAAGGAUUGCUAACAACACGAUGCGUCGAUGGAGUUGAGGCGUGGAGUUGCAAGCAAAAUCAGUUUUGCACAGUGGAGUUGAGGCGCGACGAUGCGAUGCGCCUCAGUGGUUUUGCCUAG
This is a messenger RNA of Fraxinus pennsylvanica, 1227 nucleotides long. Lineage: Eukaryota; Viridiplantae; Streptophyta; Magnoliopsida; Lamiales; Oleaceae. The record is from the annotation of a GenBank genome assembly.